UUCCUUUUAGAUCGGUUUCCCCAGUACAGUGUUGCCAUGUUUGCUGAUAAUAUUGUGUUUUUUGAGGGGUCUUAUAUCAAAACAUGGAAACUGGUACUGACUAUUCUAAUGAUAUCUGGCAACCGUGAGUUUUAAAUGAAGUGAAUACGCUAUGUAUUAGAGUUGGUGAAGAGCGUGGAGGAGAGCAGCAGCGUACUCCUUCUGAACAGUUGCUACUCUUGAUUAUGAUUGGUGAGGAAUUUUUUAAUAAAGGAGUUUGAAUUAAACCCACCUUGUAGCGUUAGCAUUAUUAUUAAUUUACUCCGCGCGCAGCCGCUGUGUCUACACGAGCAGGUGAAAGUUCAGGCCAUUUUGCGGGAUCAAUAAAAGAUGGCGGCUGUGAGCUCGGAGAGUUCAGAGAAACCGAUGAUGUAGAGUUACUCUCUUCAUCAUAAUGGCUUCUCUGCAGUAUUUACACACUUUUCUCGGUUGACUGAGGAGAUGAAAAGCAGUGUGAAAGUAACUCUUUCUCGGUGUAGAUGCAUUUUGGACUUCCUGUAGUUUUUAUUCUGAUUGUAUUAUACAACUCCGAACAGGUCACUCGCACCGGUGCGGAUAAAUAUUUAUUCACAGUCGCACAAAAUACUUUUCAGUCACAAAUGCUAGUGAAAUGGUCGCUCUGCAGAGCCUUGAGUUUCCCUCUGUAGUGCCAUUUAGCAUCGUGCUAGCUAGUGUCAUGAUUUCCCCUUGCACAAGCGCUGGAGCUCGCAGAGAAACUCCAUUUCCUGGUUUUGGCAUUACGAAAUGACGUCAUCCCUGCGUCGCCCUGUGUGAUUGGCUGUAAGUGUAGGAAGCGCUUGAUUUGAGUGGAGAAAACAGCGGAUUGUUCUAUGAGCAGAGGCCGAACUUCAAUAUCGCAGUCGAUCAUGUUCAUUUAAUCGUGGGCAGUCAAAAUCGUAAUCGCAAUCGAUAUUCCAUUAAUUGUGCAGCCCUAAUGCGAUGAACAAGUUCUCUGACACUUUAAUACGGUUGUAUUCAUAGUUCCUGGACUGGGUAGCUGUGCUGGGCAACGUGACCUCAGGGAAGUCCACACUCCUCCCAGCUUACUCAAGGGGAGCUGGACAACGGUAGGGGCAGAGCACGACUACACCUCUUUGGGCAUCUCCAUGAGAUUCGGACAGGAAGGACCUCCAGUAUCAGCCUUGAGAUCCUGGGCUUUAACGGCAAAGGAGAGUGGGCACCACGCGGGAGCACUUCAGACUGGCGAUGGCUCUGAAGGUGCCGAUCUUCAUCGUGGUCAGUAAGGUGGAUCUGUGCACAAAAGGCACGGUGGAGAGAACUGUGCGGCAGCUGGAGCGUGUCCUCAAGCAGCCCGGCUGCAACAAAAUUCCACUUGUGGUGAACAACGAAGGCGAUGCAGUCACUGCGGCCCAGCAGUUUGCACAGUCCCCCAGGUGGAUUAUAUAUUUAUUUAUUUAUAUAUUUAUUUAUUUAAACCACUAUAAUAAUAAGCACUGGAAACAGGGCAUAUUCAACAGUUUUAACCCGAAUUGGUCUUGGUGUUUAUUUAUUUGUUAUUUUAUUUUAUUUUUUACUUUUGAUGUCUUGUUAGAAAAGAUUCCGUUUCAUUGCACUAAGAAACUGAAUUAUAAUUUGCAAUUCUCAGACCUGACUGUCUUGCUGUCCUUUACCCUCUGUCUCAUUCGUUUCGACUUUCCGUUGUUGCUCUGUACAGCGUCACGCCGGUCUUCACGUUGUCCAGAGUAUCGGUGGAGAACCUAGAGCUGCUCAAGGUGUUCUUUAAAAUCCUGCCUCCCCUCAGCAACAGCAAAGAGAAUGAGGAGCUCAUGCAGCAACUCACCGAGUUCCAGGUUCGUACAAUCUUACAAAGCAAAUAUGGAACAUGCCCUAAUCCUUCUUUUAAAGAAAUUCUUCUUCACCCGAGAACUCGAGAUUUACCCUGGUUUUAAUUUGUCCUGCAGGUUCAUGAGAUUUAUACAGUACCUGCUGUUGGGACUGUAGUGGGUGGAACUCUUUACAGGUAAUAACAAGUACGACAUUUUGAGUCAUAGUGGAUGUAGAAGCGGAAGCUUUUUUAAAUUUUAUUUUAUUUAUUUAUUUAUGUAUUUAUUUAUUUUAAUUAACCAUGUCCUAAUCCGACCUUGCUUCAGUGCAGCAGGAUCUGCCGAGAGGGGGAGCAGUUAGCGGUAGGGCCAAUGGAUGACGGCCAGUUCUGCAAUCUCACCGUGUGCAGCAUCCAGGGAAACGGAUCAGCGUGUAGAGAGCUUCGGGCAGGACAGGCAGCUACACUGGCACUGGGCGAGUUCGACCGCUCGUUGUUACAAAAAGGGAAUGGUGAUAGUGAGUCCGGAGAUGAAUCCCACUAUCUGCUGGAUGUUUGAAGCUGAGAUUGUAUUGCUCUUCCAUGCUAAGACUUUCCACAAGGGCAUCCAGGUGACAGUGCACGUGGGCAACGUGACACAGAUGGCCACAGUGGAGGCUCUGCAAGGGAAGAACCUCAACCUUGACAGCCCGGGGAAAUACAAUCGCGUCAGGAGAAAAAGAGGUCCAAGAAGAAAAAAGGGAACAAGCCUGCCCCAAGGUAUCCAGCGAUAUGGAGAAAGACGGAUAGGAAAAUCUUCCGCUAAGAAGGCUGAUCCUGACGUUCUCCAGCGAGACCUGCGAGCUUUACAACUCGACACGCUGGAUGUGAAUAGAACUGAAGAACUAAUAUUGGAAAGUAAUCGUUUAAUGGAAAAAUGUGAUAGAGUGCUGAGUGCCUUGAAUCAGGAGGCUGAAUUGGAGAAAUUGAUAGCACGCAUAGGUAUGACAUUGAAGCAUAUUAGUGUAACGUGAGAGAACAUGCAUUCUGUUUCUUAAACCACACAGCUUCCUGUUUUUCUCUUAAGUAAGCAUUCUUUACCAAUAUGUUGAACUUUAUGCUGUACGUGUUUUUUUUUUUUUUUUUUUUUUUAGAAAUAACCGCUACAUUCUUGUUUUUCUCUUAAGAAAGCGAGCUAGCGCUGUACGCUUUUCUGAGAAAAGACUGCUAUAUUCUAAGUUUUUCUGCAGAAAGCGAGCUGGUGCACAAAAACCUCAUGAUAUUUUGAUCAUCAAGCUUAAACCCUAGCACCUGAAACCGCAGUAGAAAAAGGUAUAAAUACUUGGAAGAAGCCAGCAUAGACUUGCCAUUCCUCGGGUGAAGGUCUUGUCGUUUUAAUUUCUUGGAAAGAAAACCACUAUUCAGAUCCUGCAUGGUCUAAGGCUUUUCUUAUUUUAUUUUUUGUUUAUAUUUUGAGUUAAAGGUAAUUGUAAUCCUUUCGUUCUUUACUUUUGUAGUGGGGUGUGUCAUGGUUGAAACGUCACCCUUAUUAACUACAUGGCCAAUGGGCUCUCUCUCUACCACAGUAUAUAAGUGGUUGUUUAUGCCUCCCAGAAUGCGUCAUGGUCGAAAACCCGCCCCUUCCUUUAGUUGCUAUGGACUACAGAGGUAUGUGUUUUUAGCUUUGUUGCUUAGCUGUUUGAUGCUAGCGUUGUCCAUUUACCAUGCGAUUUACUUGUUUAGUGUGACGUUGGGCUACCGAGACUGUGUGCAGGUGUGAUGUGCUGCUCACAAUCGGUGUGGUGUGCCAUCAAGGCUUCCAACCGUGUAGCAUGGUAAUUUAACGUAGCUCCGGUUGGCACGCUAGCUGUUGCUGUCACAACUAUUAAAGACGCCAUCAUGAUGUUCGUAUGUGCCAUCGUGAGUAUCGUGUCAUCAGAUCACGGUAGGUAAAUUGUUUAGUUCUGUUACUCGAGCUAAACUAUCUUGCAUGCUUUCCAAAUUGAGGUUGUAACACCUGUUUGUUCUUAGGGUCCUCGAUUUGGCAUGUGUUAAGGCGGGCUGAGUGAGAUGUGGUGAUAUCUGUAUAGCGCCUCCCCCUCACUCACGGAGCCACGUUGCUGCUUUGUUGCUGCUUGAUGCUGCUUUGGGGCUGCUUGAUUGUUUGGCUUUAUUUUGUUCUGCUUUGUUUCAUUAUUUUGUUUUGUGUUGGUUACUGUCACUAAGAUCAGUUUUCUUUAAUUCAACUGUGUUGUAACAGUUUAUCAAUUAUGCUGAUACUGCUAUGUGGUAGUAGUGGUUUUGGUCAGUCUUGGUAAACUUGCUACCUGUAAUCAGUUUGAGCUUGAGGUUAUCUGUGUUUUUGUGACAGUAAGUUUGUUUUGUUUGUCUGCUUUGAGCUUAUUGUAAUUGAUUUUGUGUGUUUUUGUUUUUUCCUUGUAGGAGCUGAGUGCUUCCUGAGGCUGGGGGGAGUUCUUUGCUGCACCUUUGGCUUUACUUAAUUAAGGGUCGUCAUUAUUGCUGUGUUUAUUUGCAGUGAAUUUUGUGGGUAUGAUUCUGAUUAGUGGGGUGCUUUUCCCUUUUGUAUAGCUGGUGCUGUCGUACUAGCCUGCCCUUCAUACAGGAAGCCUCAGUUCUCCUAUGAUUAUUGUUAAUUUCCUCUUGUGAUAGUUUUAUUUAACCAAUGCCUGAUUGUGUUGGCUGCUCCUUUUUUAAAAAUAAUUCUUGGCCAGUCUUUUAAACUUUAAAAUAAAAUGUAUUUUUAUAUGGAAACCCAUGCCUCUUGCCUGUUCUACGUGGAACGUACUUGCGUGUCUUUUAUAUGGGUUAUUUUCCCCAUUUUCUCGGGGUGGCGUAGUUGGUCCAAAACAAAAUGAGCCGCAUAGCUACACAGUAGUAGUUGUAGAGUAAAACGAGCCACAUUGCUACAUUUGGUGUAGUCGGCAGGAUCACUAUAGUAUCUAAACGAAACGAGCCACAUUGCUACACGUGGCGUAGUCUUUUUAUUUUCCCCAUUUUCUCGGGGAGGCGAAGUUGGUUCAAAACGAAAUGAAUGAGCCACAUUACUACAGGUGGCGUAGUUGGCAGGAUACAAAACGAGCCGCAUAGCUACACGUGGCAUAGUCUUUAUUAUCCCCCUUUUCUUGGGGUGGCGUACUUGGUACAAAACGAAACGGACGAGUUACAUUGCUACACGUUAAUAAACCGAAGUCCAUACCAAGGACGAUUCGUAUAUCUCACUGCAAGAGUACGACUCCUUUUGUUAUCAGCCUUCAAGAGAAGAAAAAGGACUUCAAAGGGUUCUCGAGCCCAGAGGCAAGAAGGUUUCAC
Molecule: messenger RNA, 5131 nt
Organism: Ictalurus furcatus (blue catfish)
Lineage: Eukaryota; Metazoa; Chordata; Actinopteri; Siluriformes; Ictaluridae
Exons: 4
Coding region: 2200-2835 (211 amino acids)
Source: RefSeq, a predicted model, not a curated record